Molecule: messenger RNA, 7161 nt
Organism: Gadus macrocephalus (Pacific cod)
Lineage: Eukaryota; Metazoa; Chordata; Actinopteri; Gadiformes; Gadidae
Gene: tprb
Product: translocated promoter region b, nuclear basket protein
Exons: 51
Coding region: 23-7009 (2328 amino acids)
Biological process (GO): mRNA export from nucleus; protein import into nucleus
Cellular component (GO): nuclear pore
Molecular function (GO): structural constituent of nuclear pore
Source: RefSeq, a predicted model, not a curated record
AGCUCUACGUCACAGCGCAAAAAUGGCGGCACCUCUGCUGCGAGUGCUGGAGCGAACCGAAAUAACCAAACUACCCAAAGCAGUUCAAAAUAAACUCGAGAAGUUUCUUUCUGAUCAACAAUAUGAGAUCGACUCAUUGAAGUCCCACCAGGAGCAGUUCCGCGUUGAUAGUGAACAACAGUUCUUCGAUAAAACGAAACGCCUGGAACAAUGUCAGGAGGAGUUUCUGAACCAGAGCCAAGAGAACCAGAAGCUGAGAGAGGACGCCUCGAGGCUCGAUGUGGAGCUCAAAGGUCUCCGUGAGAAGAACAAGGAGUAUGAUGCCGCUCAGCAGAAGUCUUCUGAGGAGCAGGUUUCUCUUUUAAAAUCAAAAGAAGACCUGGAGGCAGAGAAGCGCGAUCUGGUGCGGUCGUUGGAGCGGAGGUCCCUGGACAUGGAGAACUUCAACGAUGACGUGCGGCAGCUCAAUGAGAAGUUGGCGGAAGCCAGUAGCUCCAAAAUGGGUCUGCAGAUCAAACUGGACGAGCUUGAAGCUGCAGAGGUCAACAUCAAGUACCGGGAGAAGCGUAUGGAGCAGGAGAAGGAGCUGCUUCAGGCCCAGACAACAUGGCUGAAUGAUGAACUCAAGGCCAAGAGUGAGGAGCUGCUGUCCCUCUCACGACAGAAGGGCAAUGAGGUCCUGGAACUCAAAUGUAGCCUGGAAAACAAAGAGGACGAGCUGACCCGAAUCCAAGACCAAGCAGUCAGUUUGAAGGCUUCUAAUGAACAAUACCAGAAACAGGUUGAAGACUUCAUCAACAAACUGAAAGAAGUCAAGGAGCAACAAGCCAGCAUUGAAGAAAAGUUCAGGAAUGAACUUAAUGCCAACAUAAAGCUGUCCAACUUAUACAAGGGGGCGGCAGCAGACGCUGAGACCAAGAGUGAAGAGCUGAGCGGUGCCGUGGAGGAGCUGCACAAGCUGCUGAAGGAGGCUGGGGAAGCAAACCAAGCCCAGGAGCAGAAGCUCCAGGAGAUGAACGAGGCCAGGGACGUGGCGGUGGCGGAGCUUCAGCAGAGGAUCCAGAGCCUGGAGAAGGAGCUGGACAACGCCAACGAAUUGCUGUCAGACUCCAAACAGCGAGGUCCUCUGGGUUCUUCCUCGCUGCUCUCAGAGCAGAUCACCACCAUGUCUCCAACAGCGGCGGCUGUAGCCAAGAUCAGACCUGGCAUGAAGCUGACGGAGUUGUACACGGCCUUCGUGGAGAGUCAGGAGCACCUUCAGCUGGAGCGGCUGGAGAACAAGCGGGUGAACACGUACCUGGACGACAUCGUGCAGGAGGUGGAGGCCAAGGCCCCGGUGCUGAAGAGGCAGAGGGACGAGCACGAGCGCAUGCAGCACUCUGUGGCCAGCCUGUCAGCCAAGCUGGAGCAGGCGGUCAAGGAGGUGCAGCGGCUGCAGAAGGAGGCUGACGAGGCCAACAAGAGGUCCUCUAUGCUGGAGCGGGAAAACCAGCGCUUUGAACUGCAGCUGGCCGACACUGCCCAUCAGGUGCGUGUGCUGCUUGUGGAGCUGGAGGAGGCGCGGGGGAACAACGUGCUGCAGGAGGACGACGUGAACUCGGCGGAUAUCAGCAGCACCUCGGAGGUCAUCAGCCAGCACCUGGUGACCUUCCGCAGCGUGGAGGAGCUGCAGCAGCAGAACCAGCGCCUCCUGCUGGCCCUCCGGGAGCUGGGCGACUCCCAGGAGCAGGAGGAGUUUGAAGCCGUCGGCAUCAGGCGUGGGGAGCUGGCCCAGAGCCUGGAGAAGGCCCAGGGCGAGCUGGAGGUGCUGAAGGAGCAGCGCACUCAGCAGAUGCAGCUGACGGAGUCCAUCGUGAGGCAGAGGGACAUGUACCGUGUGCUCCUGGCUCAGGCCACCGGGGUCAGCUUCCCCCAGCAAGGGCCGCCGUCCGAAGAGGUCUCUCUGACUUCUACCCCCCGACGCUCCCCGGCCACCACGCCCACCGCAGCCACCCCCACUGCUCUGGUCUCCAUGGCAACAGACUCCACGGAGGCAGUGGAGGCCAAGGCUGCUUUGCGUCAGUGGCAGGAGAUGUUCGCUACCUACAAGAAGGAGCGUGUGGAGAAUGACAAGGUGCUCACCCAGCACUCUGACAAGCUACAGGAGCAGCUCUCUGACCUCCGCUCACAGAACGCCAAGGUCUCCACUCAGCUGGAGUUUGCCUCUAAAAGAUACGAGAUGCUCCAGGACAACGUGGAGGGCUACAGGAAAGAGAUCGCCUCCCUCAGAGCCAAGGAGCAGAAGAUAGCUGCAGCCGCUCAGAAGAGCGAGUUGACGGUCCACUCCAUGAGCCAGGAGCUGAAGGGAGCUCAGGAGAAGCUCAGCCUGGCCGAGGGUCGUGCGGAGAACCUGCGCAAGGAGAGGGACAUGCUGAGGCUGGUGGAGUCCAAGCUGGCUCAGGAGAAGGAGUCGGCUGUGGGCCAGCAGCGUAGCCAGACCCACCUGCUGACCAACCUGCAGGCCAUCCAGGCCACUCUAGAGCGCUCGGAGUCUGACAGCCGCCAGCGUCUGAACAACCAGCUGGAGAAGCAGGAGAGGGAGAUCUCCCAGCUGCAGAAGAGACUGGAGCAAGAGGUGGAACAGCGUCACCUGCACGGCAGAAACCAAGAGAUCCAGCUGAUGGAGGCCAAGAGGCAGCUGGAGCAGCAGGCAGCCCAGCAGCAGAAGACCAGGGAGCAGCUGAAGGCCGCCCAGCAGGAGGUCAACGGCCUCCGGAUGCAGCAGGGCAGCAGCGGCAGCCUGCCUCUCAGCUCCCCGUCCAACAUGUCCUUCAGAGCCUUCCACGGCUUGGAGCCGGAGGGCGAGGAGCUGCGGGGCCGUCUGCGGCAGGCCGAGGGCCGGGCUGAGGAGCUGGCCGUGAGCCUGCGGGCUGCCAGCUGCAGCGUGGAGCGAUACCGGACCAUGGCCCAGAGCCUGGAGGAGUCCCUGGACCAGGAGAAGCAGGUGACGGAGCAGGUGCGCUGCUCCACCGAGGCUCGCAUCACGGAGGCGGAGACGCAGCGGCAGCAGCUGCAGCAGAAGCUGGAGCAGGCGGAGAAGGAGACGCUGGAGGCUGCGGAGGAGAAGCUGAGAGCCCUGAGCUCUCUGGAGGAGCAGAUGAACGAGCUGAGGAGCCAUCUGAGCAGUGCCCGGGCUGACCACCAGGAGGCGCUGCAGCGGGUGGCGGAGGCAGCAGCCCAGCAUCAGCAGGCCCUGCUGGACGGCCAGGAACAGGCCCGGCUGGUGGCCGAGGCGCAGGAUAAGUACGAGCGGGAGAUGAUGCUGCACGCGGCGGACGUGGAGGCCCUGCAGGGGGCCAAGGCGGCCGGCCUGCAGGCCUCCGCGCUCCGCAGCCAGCUGGAGGAGCGGUCCCAGAGGGUGGGCGCCCAGCUGCUGGAGGCCAGGGUCUCCUGGGAGGAGCAGGAGACCAUCCUGAAGGAGGAGCUGUCCAAGGCGGAGCAGCACUCUGCGGAGCUGCAGCGGCAGAACACGCUGCUCCACCAGCAGGUCCAGGCCCUGAGCAGCACCAUGGCCGCCAGCCUGCAGCGCACCCCCAGCGAGGGCCCGCUCUGCGGGGCCUUGGCAGAGGAGGACCGGUCCCAGGACCAGGUCCUGGAGAUCCUCCGAUUUGUGCGUCGGGAGAAGGAGAUAGCGGAGUCUCGCUUCGAGGUGGCCCAGGGGGAGAGCCUGAGGCACCGGCUGAGGGUGGAGCACCUGGAGCGCGAGCUGAAGGAGGCGCAGGACACGCUGAACUCCGAGAGGGAGAGGAUGAAGGUCACCGCCAAGACUCUGGACCAACAUAACGAGCUGAUGAAGAAGACGGAGACGAUGAGCGUCCUGAUGGAGUCCAACAAGCUGCUCAGAGAGGACAGGGACCGGAUGCAGCAGGAGCUGGAGCAGAACCAGGCUAAGUUGCAGAAGCUGCAGUCGGACGUCAUGCCCGUACAGCAGGCCAACUCGGAGCUGAGUGAGAAGACGGGCAUGCUGCAGGCUGAGAAGAAGAUCCUGGAAGAGGAGAUCAAACGCUGGAAGAACCGUACCCAGCACCUGGUGAGCCAGCAGAAGGACGCAGACCCAGAGGAGUACAAGCGGCUGCUCGCCGAGAAGGACUCGCACCUCAAACGCAUCCAGCUGCUCGCCGACGACAACGGCAAACUCAAAGCAGAGGUGACCAGGGCGGGGACAACGGUCAACAGCCUGCAGAGAGACCUGGCGCAGAGACUACAGGAGCUGGAGGGCAGGACGAGCACCAUCAACCAGGUGAAGAAGAUCGGACGGCGCUACAAGACCCAGUACGAAGACCUCAAGGCCGAGCACGACAAGAUGGUGGCGGAGGCCGCAGCCAGACCCCAGGCCCCGUCCCAGGAGGGCCUCCAGUCCCAGGAGGGCCAGGCCUCUCAGCAGGAGCUGGAGGGGCUCGCAGAGUCCCUGCGGCAGGCUGACGAUCGGACCAAGGAGCUGGAGGCCCAGCUGGACCACCUGAAGAAGACGGUGGGCGAGCGGGAGGCGGAGGUGCGUGGCGCCCAGGAGCAGGCCUCCAGGACGCAGGCGGAGCUGGGCCGGCUGAGGCAGGAGCUGCAGGACAAGGCCUCCCAGGAGGACACGCUCCGCCAGCAGAUGGCCGACAAGGAGGAGAAGACCAGGAAGGCCUUCGUCGGCGCCAAGCAGAAGAUCCACCAGCUCAUGGCCGCCAAGGACGCGCUGCAGAAGGAGAAGGAGCAGCAGCGGGAGGAGCAGGAGGUCCGCGUCAGCGCCCUGAAGUCGCAGUACGAGGGCCGGCUGAACCGCCAGGACAGGGAGCUGCGGGAACUCCGGGGGCAGCAGGAGAGACAGGAGCAGCGCGACGAGCCCCAGGAGGCCGGCCCCAGCAAGACCCAGGAGCAGCAGCGGAGCGCUGAGCUGAGACAGAUCACCAUGAAGCCCAGCCCGACCGAUGUCAGGGGCAGUGCCAGCACCUCGGAGCCGCCGACCGCCAACAUUAAGCCCACCCCGCUGGUGGCCACGUCCGGCAAGCAGCCGGCCAACCCGGGCAACAAGCCCACCCCCCGGGCCAGCAUCAGGCCCAUGAUCACCCCGCCCACGCCCACCCCCACGGCCACCGUCAUGCCCACCACCCAGGUGGAGAACCAGGAAGCCAUGCAGGCCAGCGACGGCCCCCCGGUGGAGCACGUGACGGUGUACGGCAGCGCCAGCGGCUCGGUGCGCUCCACCAGCCCCAACGUGCAGGCCUCCCUGGGGGGCCCCGCCCUGGGGGGGCCCGCCCUGGGGGGCCCCGCCCUGGGCUGCCAGCAGACCCAGACCCAGGCCACCGCCUUCGUCCAGCCCACCCAGCAGCAGAGCCAGGCCCCCCCGGAGCUGGCCAGCCAGGACCCCCCGCCCCCCCUGCUGGUGGAGGCCCCCAGCGCGCAGACGGACAGACCCUCCACCUCCUCGGCCGUGUUCGGCACCGUGUCGGCCUCCGCCGGGCCCUCCUCCAUGUCCAAGAGACCCCGCGACGAGGAGCCGGAGAGCAGCAUGGUGACGGAGACGGACUCCCCUCAGGAGGACCCCGCCGAGCCCCCCAUGCCCAAGAGGCUCCGCAUCGUCCAGCGGGUCGGCCCCGAGGAGGAGGUUCUGAAUGAGGACAGCACUGAGACCGAGGGAGUGGUCCCCACCCACCCCCAGGGCGGCCCGGACAGCAGCCAGGACGAGGAGUUUGCGGCGCUGGAGGCGGGCGAGGAGGAGGGGGGCGCCCAGGCGGUACCGGGGGAGCCGGAGACGAGCGAGACCCCCGACCAGCCCCAGCACGACGUCAUCGUCAUAGAAACGGACUCGGAGGAGGAGGAGGAAGAAGAGGAGGAGGAGGAGGAGGAAGAGGACCAGGACUAUGACGAAGAAGAGGAAGAUGAUGAGGAGGAGGAGGACGAGGAAGAGGAGGAAGAUGGCGGUAUGGGGGAGGAGGGCGAGGACAGCAACGAAGGCAGCGGAGACGCCAACGACGGCUAUGAGGGAGACGACCCCGAGGGAGCAGACGUGACGGACCCCGGCACGGAGACGGAGGAGAGCCUGGGGCCGUCAGAGCAGAGGCCGGCGGACACACCCAGCUUUGAGAGCAGCACAAUGGAGGCCUUCUCCACAGAGCCCCCCAUCCCGACCGCACGCAUGCCCCAGUCACCAAGGAGACCGCCGCACCAGCUGCCCUCUCGCCCCAACAUCCAGACGCCCUCCUCCCAGGAGCCCGGGUCCCAGCGGAACCCCGUCCGUCUGCAGUCGAUGGGCCGCGUGUCCCAGAACCCCCCUGGGACGGCUGCCGGUGCUCAGCUGUUCUACGAGGACGACGACCGGACGGUGCCCACCCCCACGCUGGCCGUGUCCCACCACACCGACGGCGCCGACCAGCCCACCCACUCCCCCCAGGUGAUCGGCGUGCACCACUUCAGGGCGGGGCCCCCGGACGACCUGCCGCAGACAAGCUCCUCCCACUCGGACCUGGGAGGGCUGGGCUCACAAGGAGGCCUGGGGAUGUAUGACGGCCCUCUCUUCCUAUCGACCCAUGAAGAAGAGUCUGGCGGGCGCAGUGUCCCCACCACAGCGCUCCCAGUGGCCGCUGCAGUCACGCUGUUCUCAGAGGGGUCGUCUGAAGCGCUGGACAACGCCUCCCAGUCGGUUCCCAUGGUGACCACAUCCACCGGUGACGACCGGGACGACGUCAUCCUGGAGCCUGACGCAGACAGCCGACCCAGCGGCGAGGCGUCUCUGGACUCGGUGGUGUCCCAGGGAGAGGCAGAGGAGCCGGGCCAGCAGGCGGACGAGGCCAGCCUCCCGUCCACCAGCCAGGAGCCGGCCUCCAGCUCCACCCUGGGCUCCAGAGCAGAUACGAGCAGCGGCCGGCCGUCCAGGCCGCCGGCCGGCCGGCAGCUCCAGCGCUGGUCGGAGAACCGAGGAGGUCGCAUGAAGAGAGGCCACCCCUUCCCCUCUCGAGGAGCAGGAGCCAGACGCUUCGCCCGCUGAAGCUCCUACAACGCUCCAACGCGUCACAGUCAAGCUGCAUUUUAGUGUUUAGAUAAUGUUCCAUUUAAUUAUGUUGUCCUUUUUAUGUACUUCCAAGUGCUUCUGUAGCUGCACUCCAAGCAGGUUUCUUAAGUAAUAAACAGUUUGUUGAA